This is a messenger RNA of Rhodamnia argentea, 2375 nucleotides long. RefSeq names its product exopolyphosphatase PRUNE1-like. Gene Ontology annotation, molecular function: exopolyphosphatase activity. NCBI's taxonomy places the organism in Eukaryota, Viridiplantae, Streptophyta, Magnoliopsida, Myrtales, Myrtaceae. The record is from RefSeq and is a predicted model, not a curated record. Gene Ontology annotation, cellular component: cytoplasm. The transcript has 13 exons. The coding region runs from base 261 to 1988 and encodes 575 amino acids.
CGCCCAGAGGAAGAGAGAGAGAGAGAGAGAGACACCGUGCUCUCAAUGGCGGACUUCACGAAGACGACCCUUGUUCUUCCACAAUGCCGUCAUCUUGCAUCUUUGUUUUCUUCACGGAACCCGCCCUCUGAACCGCAUCUGUUCAUAGUUAAACCUCCGGUUCACCACCAUCAAUCCUUCAUUCCACAGUUUCAGAAGGGUCACCUACUCUAUUUCCUCCUCCUCCUCGUCAUCGUCAUUUUCAACGAGACAAAGAGUUCAUGAGGUCUCCGGGUGAUGUUCCUCGACCUCAGGAGGAGCCAUAUGUUCGUUCUCGACAGAAUCCAUUCUUCAAUGGUCUGUUGAGAGGUGAUACAAGAUCCAUUGGCAUGGAUUCUGCAUUUGAUUUUCCAGUAAAUGGCAGCAGUCGAAGCAUUUCUCGAUCAGCAUCUGAUAUUGGGGAAAUAAGAGGCAGAAACUUUGUACUAGAUGCCUCUAAACAUGUUGCAGAUUUCCCAGCAGAGGAUUCAUUUUCUGAUGUUCUCGAACCCUUUGCAUUGCCUUCAUCUGGAUUAAAGUCAAAAUCCGCCAGAUCAACAUCAUUUUCUUACCAAAGCAUUCAGUCAGAUUCGAGUGUCGGCUUGGAUGAUCAAAACGGUUCACCAGAGUCAAAUUCUUGGUCAAAUGAAGAAAGGGAAAGUUUUCAUACAUUAGAUUUUUCGCAGAGAUCCUUUGCUGAAAGAAAAUCAUAUACAGUGAACACUGGAAAAUCCUCCCUGUUGAGGAUUCCUCUUCCCCAGUCAGCAGCUUCAUUUUAUAAUGGUGUUACCCCACUGAUGGAAAUUGUGGAAUCCUGUCAAGGAAUUAAGAGGCUGAAUCUAUAUCUUAAAGAGAGAAGGGAUGAUGUCAGCGCUGGUGUUCCGGGAAGGUUCUUACAUGUUGUGAUAGGGCAAGAUGGCUCGGAUGUUGGGUCCUUGGCUGCCACAAUCAUGUAUGCUUUCUACUUGAACGAAACACUUGGUGAUGGCCAAAUUUGCACGGUACCUGUUAUCAACAUGAGGAGAGCAGACUUUAGUUCGCAUGUCGAUCUCAAAUGGUUGCUUAAUUCAUGUCAAAUUGAUGAGGCAUCUUUGGUCUUUAUUGAUGAGAUUGACUUGUCCUACUAUGAUCUGUUUGGUAGUCUGAAGCUUGUUCUGGUCAAUGGCCACAAGAUACCUCUCAAACAAGAGGCCUUAAAGGAGGCUGUCGUUGAAAUCUUCAGUUGCAGAAAGGGUGAAUCCGUGUAUCCUUGGGUGAGGGAUGUGACUUUUGCACAGGAUUGCUCCAGUUGCACUCUUCUCGCUGAGAAGUUUGCACUGACCUUCCCUGAGAUUUUGGGUGGGCAAGGAUUCAGUAGACUUUUGCUAUCAGGAAUUCUCUUGGAGACUGCAAACCUGUCUCUCCCUCAUUGCACCUCCAAAGACAAGUACAUGGCCACGUUGUUAAUAAAUGGGGCGGGUCGCUUCGGGUGUGAUGGUCUUUAUCAGAUAUUGAGGUACAAGAUGUAUGACGUAUCAGAUCUUAGAGUAACAGAAAUCUUGCGCAAGGACUUCAAGAAGUGGACUAGAAUAGGCAAUCCGGAUACUGCUGGUUUGCGAUUUUCAGUGUCGCAUGUUGGGAUGAGUUCCAUUGGUAUGCCAGUUGGCCAACUUCUUGAUCACGAGGAUUCUUCAACCCAAGAAAUUAAACUCUUCCAACAACUGGAGAAACUGCGGGUACUCACAAUUGUUUCAGGGUAUUACGAUGUAGACAAGAACUUCAAGAGGGAAAUCCUUGUCUCCGCUGAAUCUGUUGACCUAAAGAAGAAUCUUCUGCAUUUUUUCAAUUCAAAUGCCUCCCAGUUGCCCCUGAAAGUUCUGCCACUACCAGGUCUAAGAAAUGAGAUGAGUGCUUUCGAGAUUGAUAAGUUCACAUCAAGGAAAAAUAUCGAGCGGUUGCUGGAAGAAUUUGGCAGCACAUUAAAAGGCUAAUACAGCCGUAUGGAUGAACAUUUCGUCAUACCGGGAAUUUAUCUUCUCAGGAGCUUCACGAAGACUGAACUCAGCAAGAAAACCUACACAAGAAUGAAAGGGAAAGGGAAAGGGAAAGGGAAAACACACAAUAAUAGAACAAUGGACAAGUAAACAGCAUCUAUAAAGCAGGUUUUACAUUUCCUCAUCUGUUGGCAUUUCAGCCAUGACAGUUUCCUUUGGUCCUUUUCUUUAUAAUUUUUUUUGUAAAAGUUGUUCUUUUAAGAGAGAGAGAGAGAGAGAGAUGUUUUGCAUGUCAUUAUUGGGUCAUGUAUGAAAAAUUUAGUGUAGCUCUUACCCUACGUUAUAAUCACACGAAUCUGUCAGAAAAUGUGGAUGAGGAAUUCA